AUGAGAAAAAAGAUUUGUCCCUCGGCCGGACUUACGGGUUGAAACGGGGUGAAGUUGGGAGGUGGUUUCUUUCGCAAGAUGGCGGCCAGCGGCCUCCGCCGGGCUGCUGCGGCCAACACCUUGGUGAAGCCCAUUUUCAGCCGGGACAUGAACGAGGCCAAGCGGAGGGUGCGCGAGCUCUACCGCGCCUGGUAUCGGGAGGUGCCGAACACUGUGCAUUUAUUCCAGCUAGACAUCUCUGUGAAACAGGGACGGAAUAAAGUCCGAGAAAUGUUUAUGAAGAAUGCCCACGUCAUAGACCCCAGGGUGGUUGAUCUUCUGGUCAUUAAGGGAAAGAUGGAACUGGAAGAAACAAUUAAAGUGUGGAAGCAGCGGACACACAUUAUGCGGUUUUUCCAUGAAACAGAAGCACCAAGGCCGAAGGACUUCCUGUCCAAGUUCUAUGUUGGGCACGACCCGUGAAAUCACUCAAUGGAAAAGUGCAUGUUGGUAUUUAAAUAUUUUAGAGUACAAAUAAACUCAAUAUCUGAUGGUCA
Messenger RNA from Lipotes vexillifer (Yangtze River dolphin), 536 nucleotides. RefSeq names its product NADH:ubiquinone oxidoreductase subunit A6 (gene NDUFA6). Gene Ontology annotation, cellular component: respiratory chain complex I. The record is from RefSeq and is a predicted model, not a curated record. The transcript has 3 exons. Lineage: Eukaryota; Metazoa; Chordata; Mammalia; Artiodactyla; Lipotidae. Gene Ontology annotation, biological process: response to oxidative stress.